This is a messenger RNA of Prorocentrum cordatum, 414 nucleotides long. The record is from the annotation of a GenBank genome assembly. NCBI's taxonomy places the organism in Eukaryota, Dinophyceae, Prorocentrales, Prorocentraceae.
AUGUCAUUCAGCUACAACGCUGGGGCCAGCGCGUGCGAGAAGGGCGAGCAGUGGCAGCGGGCUCUUCGGCUGCUGAUCGAGAUGCGGGAUUCAAAGCUGGAGCCCGACUCAGCUACAAUGCUGGGAUCAACGCGUGCGGGAAGGGCGAGCAGUGGCAGCGGGCUCUGGCGUUGCUCGGCGAGAUGCGGAAGGCGAAGUUGGAGCCCACCUCACUUACAAUUCGUGUGCCAGCGUGUGCGAGAAGGGCGGGCAGUGGCAGAAGGCGCUGGCGCUGCUCAGCGAGAUGUUGAAGGCGAAGCUGGAGCCCGACUCAGCUACAGCGCUGUGAUCAGCGCGUGCGCGAAGGGCGAGCAGUGGCAGCGGUCUCUGGCGCUGCUCAGCGAGAUGUGGGAGGCGAAGCUGGGGCCCAACUAA